AAGACAAAUAGCUCCAAAGACCUUUACGUACGAAGAAGCUGAAACCAAAUGUUUAUCCGUGUUUGAGAAGUCAACGGCAUACAAUACAUGCAUAGAAUACGUAACUGAUAUGGACAACUCCUCGUUGAAAAAUUGUAUAUCAGACUUGCAAUUAACUGGUAUGAUGGGAUUUAUAAACAUACACCUCGAAGAGGUGCUGGAGACUUGUUCAACGUUCAUUCUAUUGAAUUCCACAUUUCAAGACGUGAAUCCCGAAGUCACCUACCAAAUACAGACCCUUUGUCCAAGGAACUGCAGUGGAAAUGGUGUUUGCAAUAAAGGUAACUGUACGUGCUACACCGGUUAUGCUGGUAGUGAUUGUUCCUUUGAUUUGUCUGGUCCGCCUGAAAUCUCUCACAUCUCAGAUUUCGGAUUCUGUGACAAAUCUAAAGAAAGCUGUGAUGAGAUCACAAUCUAUGGGAAAUAUUUCAUAGAAUAUAUGAACACGCUCUGUUACAUGACAAGGCUGUUGUAUGAUGCGGACGGAAAACUGAUAACGACGGAGCUCUUUCAAACGACGCUAGAGGAAAGAACAUUGUUUGAGGGAUACUGCUCUCUUCAAUAUAGCAACACAGCAACAUGGGUGUCAUUUUUUCAAUUCAAUGUAUCUCAUGAUGGACAGAAUUUUACAGAAACUUUCGAUGUAUAUACGUUUCAAUCCAUGUGCCAGGAAUACCAUAAUGAUAGUGGGAAAAUAUAUUACACAUUUAAGGAAGGGUUUUGUUUUAUUGAUGGACUAUGUAUCCCCGAUAGAGCAACAAAUCCGGAGUAUCUAUGCGAUAUCUGCAAUGUUGCAAUAAACAGAUUUAGAUGGACAUAUAAUGAAGGGCUAUGUCUAAUUGAUGGAAGGUGUAUUGCAAGCGGAGAGAGGGAUAAAUCAAAUUUUUGUAGAUUUUGCAAUCCUGCAUCCAGCAAUACUUCUUGGUCUCUUUAUGAAGAGUCCUGCUUUAUUGAUAAUAGAUGUUACUUCAAACGAGAAUCAAGGCAGAAUAAUAAAUGCGAAAUAUGUAACCCAGACAAAAAUCAGAAUAACUGGACACUUAACGAAGAAUGUAUAACGACUCAACAUCCAAACACAGACACAAGUACAGAAUCCACAAAAGAAUCAACAACACCUGUCAUAGAAACCAGACAAUCAGCGGAAUCAACGACAAUAGGACAAUCAACAGAUUCAAAAUGGCUGACAUCUUCGUCAACUAGAGAACAAAUGGCAACCACAGCAUCAACUUCGUCUGAAGCAGAACACUCGACUGAUCCGCUGUCUGAUACCGAUAUUAUUAUCAUCUUAUGUACUUCAGGUUUUAUCAUUGUCGUGGUCAUCAUCAUUGCUUUUGUUGUCUAUCACAGUCGAAUGCGAACAAAAGAUUCCAAGACAAGAUGGACUAUUCCAAAUAUUACAAGUACAUCAAAAGAACUUCCUGGAAUAUCGCUGAUGAGCUACACGAAGAAUUAAAAAAAAAACAUUUUAUGAUUUUUUUUUUCAUACUGAAUAUAUAAGAUGAUAGCCAAAAUAAAAAAAAGAAUAUUUCUAAAGAAUGGUAAAUGAAUGCCAAACUCAAAAACCAUCAUCAGAAAAGGUGUUCUUUUAAUACAUUAUUAAAUCAUUCAAAGGAUUUAUUGCUCUAGAGGAAAGCUAAGGAUUUGAAAUUGUGUAACUUCUUUUAGGACUCCAAGUCCUCUAAUGAAUUAAAGUAUAGCUUCUUUUUAAUUUAACAUUAUGAAAUUUGAUGAAAGGAUGUUCCGUUUUUUGAAAUUGUUUUAAUUCAUCUGAUCUAAGCUUCUUUCUCGUCAAUGAGACAUAACUGUUAUUGGAUUUUCCUCGUAUAACAUGUUUACAGAUUACACAUAUACCUAGACAAAAUUUCAAAAGGAAUAUCAUAAAGGCAGGUACUUCAAACUUCAAAAUAUGAUAAUCUUAUCUUAGAGCUGCAAGAUCAUGCCCCAGGAUUAUGAAACAUCUUAUGCUUAAGGAGGCUAGGGGGGUAACAAAUUAACCAGCCGAUUUAUGUUUAAGUUAAUAUUUUAGAUAUGAUAUCUUAAGCUGUCAACUUUCAUUCGCCAAAGAAAAAUUUCAUACAUCUUAGAUUUAAAAUUUCAUAAUUUUUUAUAUCUUGAUAUGGAGCUCUUCUUUUAAAGGAGGUCAAAAUAGUCUGAAAUUGGCCAUAACCUCCCAGCCCCUUUAAGUCAAAAUCUUUGAUCACGCAGACAAAAAUUAAAAUAUUUGUCAAUAUUGAUUGACAAAACUAUUAUCAAUUGCAACAUUUAAAUACCAGUUUAAUAAUUAAUAAACAUUUUAUAGAUGAUUGAAAAUCCGAUUUAGUCUUAAGUUUGUUUCAUGAUCCUCGGGCCAGGUGAGUUUUUUUUACUCGAGGAGAAAAACACAAACUGACCUUACUGUUGUUAUCACUUGUUAAAUGCAUAAUGAAUGUCAUGUAAUUAAACAAUUAAGAUUUGUCAUCAAACAUGUUUUUUUCUCGAUAUAAACGCCUACAUAUAA
Saccostrea cuccullata (small rock oyster) is the source of this 2536-nucleotide messenger RNA. Its product is annotated as von Willebrand factor D and EGF domain-containing protein-like. The coding region runs from base 110 to 1492 and encodes 460 amino acids. The transcript is spliced from 9 exons. The record is from RefSeq and is a predicted model, not a curated record. Lineage: Eukaryota; Metazoa; Mollusca; Bivalvia; Ostreida; Ostreidae.